This is a messenger RNA of Equus quagga, 3830 nucleotides long. RefSeq names its product midnolin (gene MIDN). Gene Ontology annotation, molecular function: protein binding. The transcript has 9 exons. The record is from RefSeq and is a predicted model, not a curated record. Lineage: Eukaryota; Metazoa; Chordata; Mammalia; Perissodactyla; Equidae. The coding region runs from base 521 to 2029 and encodes 502 amino acids. Gene Ontology annotation, cellular component: nucleus.
GGCCCGGCGGCCACGUGGGGCAGCGCCGCGGCGGCUCCCAUUGGCCGGCGCUCGCGGCCGACUCGGCGUUCGGCGCGCGCCCAUUGGUCGGCGCGGCGCCGGCGGAAUCCUCGGAGCGGCGGCGGCGGCGGCUGUUGCUAAGGAAGGGGACGCGCCGGGAAGCGCGGCCCGAGCGGCGGACGGCCCCGAGCGCGGCCAGCCGAGCGGCGCCCCCUCCUCCGGGACCCUCCCCUGCGCCCGCCGCGCCUCGGCCGCCCCCCGCCGCCCUUGAAAGGAGCCGCGAGCGCAGUCCGCACCCUCGGAAGGCGCCCCGACGAGCCGACGCGACCCCGGAGCGCCCCUCGGAUUUCUGAUUCCUGACUUGCCUUCCGCUCCUGGGACUUUCUCGACGGGGACGCGCGCUGCCCCCCGCCCCCAGGGACCCCGAGGACCCCGGUUUGGGGAGCCCCACGCCCUGCCCGGAGGCGCGGCGAGGAUUGGCGGCGCCCCGCGGACCGCAGCCCCCCAGCGCGGGCCGGGGAUGGAGCCGCAGCCCGGCGGCGCCCGGAGCUGCCGGCGCGGGGCCCCCGGCGGCGCCUGCGAGCUGGGCCCGGCGGCCGAAGCGGCGCCCAUGAGCCUGGCCAUCCACAGCACCACGGGCACUCGCUACGAGCUUUCGGUGCCCCCCGACGAGACGGUGGAGGGGCUGCGCAAGCGGCUGUCUCAGCGCCUCAAAGUGCCCAAGGAGCGCCUGGCGCUGCUCCACAAAGACACCCGGCUCAGUUCGGGGAAGCUGCAGGAGUUCGGAGUGGGGGAUGGCAGCAAGCUGACGCUCGUGCCCACCGUGGAGGCGGGCCUCAUGUCUCAGGCGUCCCGGCCAGAACAGUCCGUGAUGCAGGCCCUGGAGAGCUUGACCGAGACGCAGCCCCCAGCAGCGCCCGGGCCGGGCCGGGCUGGCGGAGCCGGCUUCCGGAAAUACCGAUUCAUUUUAUUUAAGCGUUCGUGGCACCGACAGGGACCCCAGAGCCCAGAGAGGGGCAGCGAGAGGCCCCAGGUCAGUGACUUCUUGUCGGGCCGCUCACCGCUCACCCUGGCGCUGCGAGUGGGUGACCACAUGAUGUUCGUCCAGCUGCAACUCGCCGCCCAGCAUGCCCCACUGCAGCAUCGCCAUGUGCUGGCCGCGGCCGCCGCCGCCGCCGCCGCCGCCCGCGGGGACCCCAGCAUGACCACUCCCGUGCCCUCUCCCUGCCGGCCGGUGUCCAGCGCCGCCCGUGUCCCCCCGGUGCCCACCAGCCCUGCCCCCACGUCUCCCUCGCCCAUCACAGCCGGCUCCUUCCGAUCUCACUCGCCCUCCGCUUCCUGCCCCGAGCAGAUGGACUGUUCCCCUCCCGCCAGCGCCAGCCCCACGUCCACCCCCGGGGGCAGCCCCACCUCCCGCUCCCGCAAACCCGGCGCCGUCAUCGAGAGCUUCGUGAACCACGCCCCCGGGGUCUUCUCAGGGACCUUCUCCGGCACGCUGCACCCCAACUGCCAGGACAGCAGCGGGCGGCCGCGGCGGGACAUCGGCACCAUCCUGCAGAUCCUCAACGACCUCCUGAGUGCCACGCGGCACUACCAGGGCAUGCCGCCGUCGCUGACGCAGCUGCGCUGCCAUGCCCAGUGCUCCCCUGCCUCGCCCGCCCCGGACCUCGCCCCCAAAACUACCUCCUGCGAGAAGCUGGCGGCCACGGCCCCGGCCUCCCUGAGCCAGGCCCGUGUGUGCAAGCCCCCGGGAGACCGGCUGCGGCAGACGGAAAACCGCGCCACCCGUUGCAAAGUGGAGCGGCUACAGCUGCUGCUGCAGCAGAAGCGGCUGCGCAGGAAGGCCCGGCGCGACGCCCGCGGCCCCUACCACUGGCCGCCCAGCCGCAAGGCCGGCCGCAGUGACAGCAGCGGUGGCGGCGGGGGUGGCGGCCCCAGCGAGGCCGCCGGUUUGGGCCUCGACUUCGAGGACUCCGUCUGGAAGCCAGAAGUGAACCCCGACAUCAAGUCAGAGUUCGUGGUGGCCUAGGAACCGUGGCCCUAGCCCCGGUGGCCGCACGCGUGGGGGCCCAGCGCAGGAGGGCAGGCGGUGGCGCUGCCGGAGGCCCCUCCCUCCCCGGCUGGCGUCCUUCUGGUUUUGGGUUUUUUUUUGUUUUUUUUUUUAAUUUCACUUCUCACCAUGGUUUUCGAACUCUCUGUGGACUUGCGUUCCUGCCUCCUCGGUUCAGCUCACACGUGCCCCCGCUUCCUCCGUCGCCCCAUCCUCGUCUCCCGUCCUCGGCCUGGCCCGCGCCAGGUCCCUCACCACCCACCUUCCCGAGCUCCAAAUAUGUAGCAGUCUUUCCAGAUGGUUCACGCGGAGACGAGGAGGCCUCCCCCAUCCUUUCCGCUCCACCGCCCUCCCUCAUUCUCUUCAGGUUUGAGUCGAAAAUGUAGAUGCCUCAUUUUGCACUUUACAGCCGAGGGGAGGGGGCGGCGGGAGGAGAGCCCCCUGCACCCCGGCCACCACCGGCCCGGCCGCCUACACGCCACACGCGGGAACCGCAGGUGCACCCGACCAGGGACUGUUUCUCUUCCACAUCUGUCCUUUUUUCUCUUCUUGGUUUCUUUUUCCCACUUUCCUUUUUCCUGGAAAAGAAAAGGAAGAUCCUUUUCUGGGCAGAGGCUGGCCAGAGGCUGCUCGGGGGUUCAGGUCAGGGUGUGGGGCCCUUUCCUGGCAGGAAAGGCAGGGGGAAGGGGACAGACGGGCCGCCAGCCUCCGCCGUCCACGCACUGUGCGAUUUCCUCUGACGCCACCCCUUUUUUCUGAGCUGGGGGUAUUUAUAGACUAUUAAUUUUCUGACUGAGCCAAUUAGUGGUUGGGAAUCUCUUGAAAAUUCGGGAGAGAAUUGGCUGGGGGGCGGGAGAGAUGCCCCCAGCCCUGCUCCCGGCCCAACCUGAGGGAUCUGGGCCUGUGGACUGUCUGGGGGUCCCUCUGGCCGAGGGAGGGGUGGGGGUGCUGAUCUGUGAAUCCCCCCGGCAGGGGCCACGCUGUGUAGCAUUAACCCCCUUGGGGGGGGUCGCUGCUGGUCUAAUCUGGACCCUCCCCCAUUCAUGCCCAUGGCCUCGGGGUCUUUGCUCCCCCGGGGCAAAGGGACAGACCCCCUACUGGGGCCAUUUCAAUGGGGGUGGAGUUUUCCUUUCAUUCACUUUUUUUUUUUUUUACUGAUAAUGGAGAUGUUUGGGCCCUGCCCCCCACCUGUCAGUCUCGUCCUGGCCCCACCCAUCUGUCCUGAUCGACACCCCCAUGCCCUGCCUGUCCCCCCGACCCCUUCCUACUCGUAGGUGAACCCCAGGUCCUCACCCCCCCCAUUAUAUGUUUAAAGUUAAUGGUUUCAGAUGUGAACAUCAUUUGUUAACUGUAGCUCUGUAAAUUUUUUUGUGGGGGGGUGGGCAGGGAGGGGUCAGAGGGUAGGGGUCAAGGAUUUUGUUGUUUUGUUUUUGUUUUCCAAAAAAAAAAAAAAAAAGCAGAAAAAAGAGGCGGGUUUGUUUUUGAAGAACUGUCCUGAAGACCUAUUUAAGUGUGUGUUCUGUUUUUUUAACGAUUUUUAAAUAACGUCUGUGCCUCCGCGGGUCCGAGGGUGGAGGCCCCAGGCAAGGCAGGAACCGCCUGCCCCCCUCCACCCUCGCCAGGGCCCACCCCUCAAGAAAGCAUUACCCACCCUCAGGGGUCGGGCUGUGGGGUGUCCCGGCACCUUGCGGGAGUUUCCUGUAUGAAAACAUAAAAUUGGAAAAGAAAGAAACCUACAGCGACACCAUGAUUUCAAGGAAUAAACAGAAAAUGAAACUGA